AUGCUGCAAUUUGCAGGAGCUGGACGCAGAGAUCUGAUCCUCUACUCCACCGUCAGAGCUGGAGAUGACGUCACUUUGUCCUGUGAAAAUGUGGCUGAUGGUCACAGAAACUGCAACACCACAAACUGGCUCUACAGCCGUUCAAGACAAUCAGCGGUAGUAACACUGGUCAAACAUGGAAAGAUUGAACAUGGCCGCUCAGACAGACUGAGUGUUUCUGCAAACUGUUCUCUGGUUCUAAAGAAAGUCUCAGCUGAGGAUGUUGGUAAGUACACCUGCAAACAGCUGAGAUCAGGAAGACACUCGGGUCCAGAUGGCUUGGUGUAUCUUUUUACUGUUAACUUGACUGAACAUGAGGAGCAGCACCGGCUGACAUUACGCUGCUCUGUGUCGAAGUAUGAAAGAUGUAAACACAGAGUGAAAUGGCUGCAUAUGGGAGUCAGUUUGGAUAAAGAAAACCAAGAUAUAAAAGAAUCAUCAACUUCCUGCUCUGCUGCCGUCACCUUCAAAUCAUCUCAUUAUGUCAACCCAUCAAGUUUGAACUCCUUCAAGUGUGAAGUAAAGGCAGAUGACAAAGUUCAGCUUUUCACCUUCAGCUCUCGUCCGUCAGUGAAAAGCACAACAGCAGUGACAGAAAAUCCAGCAGUAUCAUCAGGAGUGUCAUUUAUAAAAACAUCACCCAACAUAAAACCAGAAACAAACACAGGUGUCACAGAAAAAGACUUUAUGGUUUGA
Poecilia latipinna (sailfin molly) is the source of this 735-nucleotide messenger RNA. RefSeq lists its product as uncharacterized. Bases 1 to 735 code for a protein of 244 amino acids. Gene Ontology annotation, biological process: interleukin-15-mediated signaling pathway; positive regulation of ERK1 and ERK2 cascade; T cell activation. The transcript has 5 exons. Gene Ontology annotation, molecular function: protein tyrosine kinase binding; MHC class II protein binding. Lineage: Eukaryota; Metazoa; Chordata; Actinopteri; Cyprinodontiformes; Poeciliidae. Gene Ontology annotation, cellular component: external side of plasma membrane; membrane raft. The record is from RefSeq and is a predicted model, not a curated record.